AUGCUAUUCCCCCAGUUGACCAGAGCUGCCGCAAGAGUGGCCUCGAAGAGAGCUUUUUCCGUUACUUCUAGACAGUGUGGGGUCCAUUUCAAAGAAGGUGUUUACACGAACAUCCCGGUGAAAGUACACAACAGAAAGAUCCCAUUUGCCUUGAUCCAUUUCGGAUGGUUCACGCUGGGCUUUUUGGUGCCCUUCAUUUCUUCGUACGUGCAAUUGAAGAAAUCCGGUGUGUUGUAG
Messenger RNA from Lachancea lanzarotensis, 237 nucleotides. RefSeq names its product LALA0S03e07162g1_1 (gene COX8). The transcript has a single exon. Gene Ontology annotation, biological process: mitochondrial electron transport, cytochrome c to oxygen. The record is from RefSeq and is a predicted model, not a curated record. NCBI's taxonomy places the organism in Eukaryota, Fungi, Ascomycota, Saccharomycetes, Saccharomycetales, Saccharomycetaceae. The coding region runs from base 1 to 237 and encodes 78 amino acids.